Molecule: messenger RNA, 498 nt
Organism: Lycium barbarum (goji berry)
Lineage: Eukaryota; Viridiplantae; Streptophyta; Magnoliopsida; Solanales; Solanaceae
Exons: 2
Coding region: 21-479 (152 amino acids)
Source: RefSeq, a predicted model, not a curated record
UUGAAGUGCCUGAUAUUGGAAUGGAUCACCGCAGCGAAAGUGGGGAAACAUUAAAGGCAUCUACUGAAGAACUUCUGGAAGGUGGUGAUAAUUCUGGAGAACAAAAAGAAUCGACGGAAUACAUAGUUGAGUUUCCCGACGACACCGUAUCUGUCAAAUCGCCAGUCGUAUCAGCAAACUCUGCUGACAUAGCAGAGGUCCUAGCUGAUAUUUCUCGCACAGGCUGGUCUUCAGGUCCCAAUCAUGACAAGAGUGAUGUAUUGCAGGAAGAUCGUCAUAUUUUCGAGACGCCGCCCAAAGUUGGUGAGAAUGUGAUUCCCUUAUCUCAGUUUCUUUUGCCUGACGAGCUGUUUCCAAGCCAAACUCCCGAAAGAAGAAUGGUUUUGCAUCCAUCAGUAGCCCGGAACAGGCGUCCUAGUAAAUACCAAGUUUCCCCUUUCAUGGAGAAUUAUGAGUCUGCUUCAGGAAAGUAUAUAUAAAAAAGCAUUAAUGCAUUUA